Molecule: messenger RNA, 2901 nt
Organism: Ochotona princeps (American pika)
Lineage: Eukaryota; Metazoa; Chordata; Mammalia; Lagomorpha; Ochotonidae
Gene: GTF2A1
Product: general transcription factor IIA subunit 1
Exons: 9
Coding region: 512-1642 (376 amino acids)
Biological process (GO): transcription by RNA polymerase II; transcription initiation at RNA polymerase II promoter
Cellular component (GO): transcription factor TFIIA complex
Source: RefSeq, a predicted model, not a curated record
GGCCCCGCCCUUUCCGCCCCGCCCGCCCCUCCGCCCUGUCUCUCGGCGGCGGCGGCGGUGCCUCGCGCGGCUCGCGGGCUCGCUAUAUAAAGGGGAGACGCGAGCGGACGGACGGCUGGGGCUGCAGCCGGUGGCGGCAGCGGCGGCGCGGGGAGCGGUGACCGGUGGUUUCCCUCCUUGGCACGGGGUGGGGAGUGGGCAACGCCCCCGGGACCCCUCAAGGGGCUUGGCUUUUUUUUUUUUUUUUAGGGCAUAUCUCGAGGUUUUUAGCUGCGGGAGGAGAGUGUCCCCUUCCUGUUCCUCUCACCGCUUCCCCCCAACCCCCUUCAGAAUCGAUUUUAAUUUUUUUCCUUUUUUUUUUUAAUUUUUGGCUUCAAUCUGUGGUGACUUGAGUCACCCUCCAGGUGUUUUUUUUUUUUUCUUCCUCCCUUUGGUUUUUUUUUUUUUUCUCGUGUGUGUUUGUUUGUUUUCCCGGGGUUUUGCUCCCCUCUUGUUUGUGUUGUGUGUGGAAAUGGCGAACUCGGCAAAUACAAACACCGUGCCUAAAUUAUAUAGAUCUGUGAUUGAAGAUGUUAUUAAUGACGUGAGAGACAUCUUUCUGGACGAUGGAGUAGACGAACAAGUCCUGAUGGAACUAAAAACUUUAUGGGAAAAUAAACUAAUGCAGUCUAGGGCAGUAGAUGGAUUUCAUUCAGAAGAGCAGCAGCUUUUGUUGCAAGUUCAGCAGCAGCAUCAGCCGCAGCAGCAGCAGCAUCACCACCACCACCACCACCAGCAAGCGCAGCCCCAGCAGACGGUACCUCAGCAAGCCCAGACCCAGCAGGUCCUUAUUCCUACGUCACAGCAAGCCACAGCACCACAAGUUAUUGUUCCCGAUUCUAAGCUGAUACAACACAUGAAUGCCUCAAAUAUGAGCGCUGCUGCUACAGCUGCUACGUUAGCACUCCCGGCAGGUGUGACUCCUGUUCAACAGAUAUUAACAAAUUCAGGCCAGCUUCUUCAGGUGGUCAGAGCAGCCAAUGGUGCCCAGUACAUCUUUCAGCCUCAGCAGUCAGUGGUUCUACAACAACAGGUUAUACCACAAAUGCAACCUGGUGGAGUACAAGCGCCAGUUAUACAACAGGUGCUGGCCCCUCUUCCUGGAGGGAUUUCACCACAGACGGGUGUCAUCAUCCAGCCUCAGCAAAUCCUAUUUACAGGAAAUAAAACUCAAGUUAUACCUACAACAGUGGCAGCACCUACAUCAGCGCAAGCACAGAUAACUCCUGCUGGCCAGCAGCAGCCGCAGGCCCAGCCUGCCCAGCAGCAAGCUCCGUUGGUGUUGCAAGUCGACGGAACGGGGGACACAUCAUCUGAAGAAGAUGAAGAUGAAGAAGAAGAUUAUGAUGACGAUGAAGAGGAAGACAAAGAGAAAGAUGGAGCUGAGGACGGGCAGGUGGAAGAAGAGCCACUCAACAGCGAAGACGAUGUGAGUGAUGAAGAAGGACAGGAACUCUUUGACACAGAGAAUGUUGUUGUGUGCCAGUACGAUAAGAUACACAGAAGUAAAAACAAAUGGAAAUUUCAUCUUAAGGAUGGCAUUAUGAAUCUUAAUGGAAGAGAUUAUAUAUUUUCCAAAGCCAUUGGAGAUGCGGAAUGGUGAAGAGUUGCUUCUUUUCUUUUAUAAAUAAAAAGAAACUUUAAACAAAAAAAAAAUGAAGUGGACGGUUUGAAACUUGGGACAUAGACCAACCAAAACUUCACUUCCGCAUGUGAGAAAAGUGCAGUAGAAGCAAGGCUCCUGGAGCAGAGCUAGACCUUGGCAACACAGACACUACUUCCAAAUGGCAAGCCAUGGAACUGUAGCACCUGGGGCUGGUGGGUAGGGGUUUGGGGUUUUGUGUAGGAAAGCCGUAAUUGUUGAUUUUAAAUGCAGGUACCUGCCACUGGUAAUUAGCAUGUAAAGCUUUCUCCAUAUUCCUUCCUCCAACUUUGGUUCAAUCAGAAGAUAACUCGUUGGAAUGAACUGAAGAGAUCCCUUUUGAUAGAUUGAAUUGAACAUGUUUAUUGUAUGUAGUUAUAUUUGGCAAAAAUUGCGUGAGGUUUUUACAAAAGGGUAAGAAUUACGGUGUUGAAUUUUAAUUCACUUGUAUAAGAAAGCAAUUUAAAACUCUCACAAUAGGUCUUAAAUAUUUUUACUUGCUAUUCUCCCUCGAUAAUAUAUACCUCGUCCUUCCCAGCUUUAGGAAACAGCUACUUCAGAUGUGAAGGAAGUAAUCAGUGCUCACGUUGUAGACGCAGACUUGAACCAGGUCUGGAUGUUGAUUUUAAUUAGGUUUUCUUACUCAAUAAAUGUAGUUUGACGACUUGGGCCUUCUCUGUGUUAGUGGAAUUAAAAUGAUAACGUCAAUUUCCUUGCUGAAAAACUUCUUUUAUUUUCCACCUUAAAAAGAAACCCCACAUUGGCUCUUCAGGAUUAUAUCUUUCUUUCCAGAAGGAACAUCUGGUUGAACUGCGUACACGUGAGUGUAGACAGACGUUUCUGUCGGGCUGCAGUAUGUGCUUACGUGUGUCUUCGGUCUUUACCCAUCCAGACAACACUCUGUUCUUUGACGCAUAGAGCAAGUGAGAAGGACCUGGGUUUUUGUUAAGAAAUUUAGUAGUUUAGUUUAUUGUGUUUACUAGUAAGAAAUAAAAAGCCUGUUAAUCUAAUUGAACAUUUUUUUUAAAGCAGCUUUGUAAUUUGAGAGGGAUAUUUGUGGGAUAGGGACGGGGUGGGCCACUGAAGUAUGUAUUUACCUCUGGUUUGGUGGCCGUUCCAGGCCAUCAGUAACACAGACAUGGGCUCCAGUUUGCACAUGUGGAAGAAAGCAUCGAAAUUUGGCUUAUACAUUAAAAAUGAUAGAAGUCUAGUAAGUGUAU